CCUCUUAUAUUUCAUCUUUCUGAAAAUUGGAACGCAGCUCCAGGAGGUGCAUACAAUCAGGCAUGGAGUGCAUUUCGCACCACUCAAACUCGCGAGCGACGAUCCCAAAGCGCUUGCAGAAGAACGGCGGACCCAAUAUUGCGGAGGACCCGGCCGCUCUUGCAGCACUUCAGAGGCUUAUUGACUCUCAAAAUCCCGGAAAGUGGAAACAAAAUGAUGUGAAUAGGAGUGGAUUCUUCAGUUUUUUUGUCGAUGACUACGACGAGGACCGCCUCUACCUGGUGAAACUUAGCUGGAGAAUCUCUAGAGAUCUUAGGGCCGAUGCCACACCGAUUUUGCAGGGCCACAACAUCUUCAUUACAAUGAGCUCUCAUUAUGUUUUAAGACCUGAGUUUGAAGGCGAGGACGACUUGGCGGAUGUCCUCGCGACUCAACUCGAAUCGUUAGUGGUUUAG
Molecule: messenger RNA, 455 nt
Organism: Spizellomyces punctatus DAOM BR117
Lineage: Eukaryota; Fungi; Chytridiomycota; Chytridiomycetes; Spizellomycetales; Spizellomycetaceae
Exons: 1
Coding region: 63-455 (130 amino acids)
Source: RefSeq, a predicted model, not a curated record